AUGGUUGUUUCUGGCCCUGUCGGCGAAGCAGAUUUCAGAGUCUUCGCUUUGUCACCUCUUCCAGACAGACAUGAGCACGAAGACACCUUUCUUAAUAGUGGCGUUAACCACUGUGAUUUGAGUUGUUUCUCCCUUCAAAACUUCUGUUCUCUGUCUGUUACAUUUCGUAUUCAAAAAACUGAUUCUGCUUAUCUUUUCUUCCGUUGUUUCUGGAUACUUUCCAUUUUUGCAUCUGAAAAUGCAUUGAGCCAAGUGAGACCCUCCCAUCUUGCUCACCGUGAAAAGAUUCUCAUCUUCUCUUCUCUAGAGACCCAAAUCUCGAUACCCUCUUGGACAUAUCGCCUCACUUGUCCAAUGUCCACCAGACACAGAAAAAUCAAACAGACUCUCAAGUCUGCACAGACAGUCGAAGAGAUCUUCGAAGCUUUACAAAAAAUGGCAUCUGCUUUUAAUGAGGACUUCUUAUUUAUGGAUUUCGCGAAACUAGCCCUUCAACUGGACCGAGAAGGUGAGGACCAUGAGAAAGGUCUGUAUGAGAGAGUUCUGGCUUUUGGAAAUAGAGCUUUGAAGUUCUUGGAAAGUUGCAAUGAAGCUCCUCUACCAGUUGCCAUGACUUUAUAUGUGAUGGGUUAUGCUAGCAACAGCCUGAAGCGGUUUAAUGACAGCUUAGGGUAUCUAAACAGAGGUAAUAGGAUACUGAUAAAGUUGGAAGAAGAUGGCGUCAAUGCUGAUACUGUUAGGCGUAUUUUUUUUACGCUUCUGAUUGAAUUGGCUAAAGCGAACACUGCAAUGGGGAGAAGCGAGGAGGCUAUUGUCAAUCUUCGAAGGGCUUUGGAAUUUGAAGAGCAAAAUUAUGGGCCAGAAAGCAGGGAGGUUGGCAUGAGGAAUCGGGUUAUAGCACAAAAAUAUGUGGCAGUUAUGAAUUUUAAAGAUGCUUUGCCUUUUUGUUUGAAGGCAAUAGAGAUACAUAAGGCUCAACUAGGGAACAAUUCAAUGGAGGUUGCACAUGAUAGGCUUACCCUUGGGCUUAUCUACAGUGAGUUGGAAGAACAUGAGAAGGCAACAGAGCAACAUGAACUCUUAAAGAAGGUUCUAAAGAAUCAGGGUCUUCAUUCUGAUCAACUUGGUGCUGCCGGUAUGCAGAUUGCCUUGGGGAGGUAUGAUGAGGCACUUUAUACUCUAAAAAAUAUUGUUCAACGCACAGACGAAGAGAAUGAAACUCCAGCUACUGUGUUCCUUUUAAUGGCAAAAGUCUUGUGCAAUCAGGAGAAGUUUGAUGAUUCAAAGAGGUACCUCGAAAUAGCAUGUGGAAUUCUAGACAAGAAAGUUAUUGCUUCCUCUAUAUUAGUUGAAGAUAUUGUUUUCUACAUAUUAGUUGUUGUAGCUUACAUGGAGAUUUCAAUGCUUUAUGAGACAAUGAAUGGGUUUGAAACUGCAAUUGCACCAUUAGAAAGAUGUCUGGCCAUACUUGGGAAGCUUCCAGAACAACAACACUCAAAAGGGAGUGUUUCUGCAAGAAUAGGUCGGUUACUUCUGUUGACAGGGAAGGCGACGCAGGCGAUACCAUAUUUGAAAAGUGCAUCAGAAAUUUUGCAGAAGUGCUUUGGGCCAAAGUACAUUGAAGUGGGGUAUAACUACAACAAUUUGGGUGCAGCAUACUUGGAGUUAGGCAAGCCUCCAUCUGCUGCAAAGAUGUUUUCUGUUGCCAAGGACAUCAUGGAUGCAUCACUUGGCCCUCAUCAUGCUGAUUCGAUUGAAGCAUAUCAGAACCUUUCAAAAGCUUAUGGUGCAAUGGGGAGCUAUACACUUGCAAUGGAGUUCCAGCAGCGAGUGAUUGAUGAAUUGGAGAGUCUUGGACCAAGUGCAGGAGAUGAAUUCAAAGAAGCACAUCGACUUCUUGAACAGCUUAAGAAGAAGGCUCGUGGUUCAUCAUCAGACGAGGUUCCUACAAAGGCUUUGCUUCUGCCUCGAAUUAGUGAAGUUUCCAGUAUGCGGAACUCUAAACCUAAUGCUCAAGUUAGUGAGAAGUGAU
Messenger RNA from Telopea speciosissima, 2032 nucleotides. RefSeq names its product protein KINESIN LIGHT CHAIN-RELATED 3-like. The record is from RefSeq and is a predicted model, not a curated record. Gene Ontology annotation, molecular function: protein binding. The coding region runs from base 1 to 2031 and encodes 676 amino acids. The transcript has 3 exons. NCBI's taxonomy places the organism in Eukaryota, Viridiplantae, Streptophyta, Magnoliopsida, Proteales, Proteaceae.